UUAUCAUGGCGGAUUUCGGUUCUCCGGGAACGCCAAGUAGACAUGAAAAAUCUCUCGGUUUAUUGACCACGAAAUUCGUUAGUUUGUUGCAAGAAGCCAAAGAUGGUGUCUUAGAUCUCAAAGUGGCAGCCGAUACGCUAGCUGUACGCCAAAAACGACGAAUUUACGAUAUAACGAAUGUACUUGAAGGAAUUGGACUGAUAGAGAAGAAAUCGAAGAAUAGCAUCCAGUGGAAGGGUGCAGGACCCGGGUGUAACACAAGGGAAAUAUCAGACAAGCUUGUGCAUUUAAAGGGAGAGUUGGAGAGACUGGAAGACAAAGAAAGGGAACUCGAUGAGCAAAGGCUGUGGGUCCAACAGAGUUUAAAAAAUGUCUCUGAGGAUCCUGAAAAUGAGCAACUUGCUUAUGUCACCUAUGAAGAUGUAUGCCAUAGUUUUAAAGGAGACACUUUGUUGGUCGUCCAAGCUCCAUCUGGGACACAGCUUGAGGUUCCAAUUCCAGACACAACUCCAAGUGCCCAUCAAUCUAGGAAAUUCCAGAUCCAUUUAAAAAGUCAGUCAGGUCCUAUACAUGUGCUGCUGGUAAACAAGGAUGCUGCAGCAAACAACCCUGUGGUGACGCCUGUCCCUCCACCAGCCAGUGAUGUCAACUCGAAUGACCAUGCAGUAGUGAAGGAGGAACCCAUGGAAACUAACGCUGAUCCUAAACAUGCUAAUGAUAUCAAUGCUAAAGUGGGAGCAGUCAAAACUGAAGUGCUUGAGAGCAGCAGGGCUAACGAGCUCAAAGAAGUGGCUAAUGACAUAAUAUUUGGAAAUAAUCUGAGAGAUACCAGUUUUGCUGAAGAAGUUAUGGAUGAUUUUAUGUCAGCAGAGGUGUAUGCACCUUUACUUCGUUUGUCACCACCGCCAGGAGAGCAUGACUACUACUUCAACCUAGAUGACUCUGAGGGCGUCUGUGAUCUAUUUGACAUUCCAAACCUAGAUAUGCCUUCUCCGUUAGCAGGAGCAAUGGCAUCCACGUAAUAAAUGGAUCUAUAUAAACCUGUACCACUGUUCCGCUAAUCCUGCUUUUGAAGUGGUUGCAAUCUGGUUUGAAAUAUCAACAUAUGUGUCCAUUACUUGGUGAGAGAGCCAUAUAGCUUGGUGUGGAGUAUUUGUGUUAUACACAAAGCCUAAGCCUGGAGAUCGCUUUUCUGAUGGUGCAAGUUCAGAAAGAAAUAAUCAUUGAUAUGUGAUUGGAGUGUUUCCUUGUAUUCAGACGAUUGCAAAUGUGGAUUUGUAACAAACCAAAUUCAGGGUCAGGUAGCAGAUGUAAAGCUAUCAGAAGAAUGUGUGAAAUUCAUCACUGGAUGGAGUAGCUAGAGGUCUGUCAGUCAUUGGAGCCAUGUUAAACAUGGAGCUAUAUUUAGUUCUUAUUAACCGAGCGGGAGGUCUGUAUGGGAGAAUCUUGACCAAGGUUGCCAGUA
This is a messenger RNA of Stylophora pistillata, 1465 nucleotides long. RefSeq names its product transcription factor E2F5. Gene Ontology annotation, cellular component: RNA polymerase II transcription regulator complex. Lineage: Eukaryota; Metazoa; Cnidaria; Anthozoa; Scleractinia; Pocilloporidae. The record is from RefSeq and is a predicted model, not a curated record. Gene Ontology annotation, molecular function: protein dimerization activity; RNA polymerase II cis-regulatory region sequence-specific DNA binding; DNA-binding transcription factor activity, RNA polymerase II-specific. Gene Ontology annotation, biological process: regulation of transcription by RNA polymerase II.